GUAAAUUAAAAUAAAAAACAUGUUGAAAAAAAUUAUAGAGAAAAGUGGUUUUUUAAAACCUUUGACUGUUCAAAGUUUAGUGUUAAGGUUACAAAGUGAAAGUUCACAAGAAUUGGCUCCAGAAAGGUUACCAUACAGUAACAGACGGAGAGAACUCGACUACUCAUUCGAGGAAACUGCGCUCCAGGCUGUCGUCCCACAAAUUAAAGAAGAGAUUUUGGAUGAUCAGCUAGAAGACCAUAUUAACGUACCCCACCUUAGACAAAGAUAUUCGAAAUUACUGGAUAAGACAACUUUCGAUUUAACUAAUCCAUAUCUUUCGUGUGGCCUUGCUUCAGUACACUCUUAUCUGCAACUUGAAAAAUUUGGAAAUGUAACACCGGGACAGUUGAAGCUUUCGUGCAUUUUGGGCUGGUGCUAUAGAUUGCAAAUAUCUUCCAUGAUCGUUUACGACGAUAUUUUGGAUGACCAGAAGGUUAGAUACAACGCAGAACCAUGGCACAAGCAAGUAGGAACUAAAGAGGCCAUCCUAGACACCCUCUUUUUAAAAUCAAGUGCGUCCUCUCUUUUCCGCCGAUAUUUUGAGUCACAUCCACAGUUUCUAAAUAUGUUAAAAAUGUUUAACAAAUGCUAUGGGACUUGCACAAUAGGACAGUUGUUAGAAAUUCAAACUUACGAUUUAGAAGACUUUAAAACAUAUGAUGCCCUCGUUAAGUGCUUUCCUGUGACGUUAUAUCCAGUUAGAACAGCAAUGUAUCUAGCGAAUAUUGUAGAUCCAAAGCUGCAUUUUGCUGUAGAACAGUUUUGUAGGGAUUUAGCAAGAUUUAUAAAAGUUGAGGACGAUAUGUGGGGUGCAUAUGAACCAAUCACUAAAACUGAAAAAGAUUGCCCAGAUAUAUCCGCAGGUAGAGUAACAUGGUUAGGACAACAAGUUGCCAAAUACGGCAAACCAAGUCAAAAGCGAAUAUUUUCUGAAAACUAUGGAAAAAAUGAAACGACUGCUUUGAGAAAGAUUCAAAAUAUUUACGAAGACAUGCAGAUAUACGAAAGCUACAAGAAAUAUGAGGAGAAAUUUUAUAAUGAAAUGUGUGAAAGUAUAGAAAAAUUACCAAAAGAAUUGCCAAGACAAUUGUUUGUAGAUUUAUUAGAUUUUGCUCUAGUGAAAAAAUUCCGUGGAUAAUUAAGUAAUUAUUAUAUUUAUUUAUUUAUAUUUUAUA
This is a messenger RNA of Diabrotica virgifera virgifera (western corn rootworm), 1217 nucleotides long. Its product is annotated as farnesyl pyrophosphate synthase-like. Gene Ontology annotation, biological process: trans, trans-farnesyl diphosphate biosynthetic process. NCBI's taxonomy places the organism in Eukaryota, Metazoa, Arthropoda, Insecta, Coleoptera, Chrysomelidae. The transcript is spliced from 4 exons. Gene Ontology annotation, cellular component: cytoplasm. The coding region runs from base 20 to 1180 and encodes 386 amino acids. Gene Ontology annotation, molecular function: dimethylallyltranstransferase activity; (2E,6E)-farnesyl diphosphate synthase activity. The record is from RefSeq and is a predicted model, not a curated record.